Messenger RNA from Spodoptera frugiperda (fall armyworm), 947 nucleotides. RefSeq lists its product as uncharacterized. The coding region runs from base 257 to 856 and encodes 199 amino acids. Lineage: Eukaryota; Metazoa; Arthropoda; Insecta; Lepidoptera; Noctuidae. The transcript has 4 exons. The record is from RefSeq and is a predicted model, not a curated record.
CAGUCUAGGAAAUACUAGCCACUACUAGUCCAUGUCCAACGAAUGGUUCAAAAGCUAUAAUUUGUAAAUAAUUGAAUUUAUCAAUACCGCGAUAGGAACAAAACAUCAAACGUACUGCAUAAUCAAACGCUAAACGUGGACUAAUGUUAUUAAUUUAGUCAGAGAUAUAGAUCAAAAUAUGCAUGGAACAUGUAAAGGGAAUCUGUAUGAAUGUAUAUAAAAGCCGUGAAAUUCCUUCACUCUGGAGUUAUAGGCGAUGACAAUGUUGAAGUUUGUGUUAGUUUUAACAGUCUGUGUGCCUUUUGUGAUUAGUACACUCCCUGGUCUUAUGCUUGGUCCAGGACGAUGGCUAGUCCUGAACAUGGUGCACUGCGAUAAUCCGGAGCAGUACGACGUAUUGUUCGACAUCAGCCGCAAGAAAAUUAACAGGACGCACGACUGUUUCGACCUUGACAUAAAGCUGGAUAGAGUCUUCAAUCAUAGUUAUGCUCUCCUAAUAGACGUUUAUCAAAAAGUGGACGGUGGCUUCAAGUACUACCAGACUAUAUCUGACGACAGCGCCUGUGCAUUCCUGAUGAGGCAGGCAGAGGAAAACGUUAGGAAGCUGCUCACUUUGGCCAACAUCGACCCUCCAGACUGUCCUUUACGGGCCGGUUUAAUCUCGAUCAAGAACUACGUGUUUGACUACAGAGAGCUGCCAAGAAUGGGUGUCUACGGAACAUACGAGGCCAACGCGUACUUUCUGUUUAAGGGUAUCAGAAUCGGUUGCGCCAAAGUGGUUCUCAACUUUGACCAACGGAACGGUGAGGGUGAUGAUGAUGAUGACGACGAUGAUGACGAUGACGGCUUAUUUUAAAAUUAGAAACAAAGUUCGUUUAUUUAUUUUUUUUCGAUUUAUGUACAGGUGGUUACACAACAAACUAUACAAAACCGGUUAAUCCCUAAAA